Molecule: messenger RNA, 1755 nt
Organism: Benincasa hispida (wax gourd)
Lineage: Eukaryota; Viridiplantae; Streptophyta; Magnoliopsida; Cucurbitales; Cucurbitaceae
Product: transcription factor HHO3
Biological process (GO): regulation of DNA-templated transcription
Molecular function (GO): DNA binding; DNA-binding transcription factor activity
Source: RefSeq, a predicted model, not a curated record
AAAAGAAACAAAGUGAUAUUAAGAAAAAUGGGUUUUGGUCAGUCAAUAAAUAGUCUUUGAUCUUAUCUACUAGUAAUAAAAAGCUGGGAGGAUUAUGACGUCAUUAACAGGCCACAGAUAAAUAACCAAAAAACUAAAAAUAAUAAAAUAAAAUAAAAUUCCACGAAUAUUCAAACCUUUCUCUCUACAAAACCUCCAAUAAAAAAGAUUCGAUGUUAUAUGCGACGCCACGACUUCGACCAAUCCCUUCUCUCUCUCUAGAAUCCUCCAUUGAUUUUCUCUCUCUACACCUCCAUUUUUCUAUUAUUCAUUCUCUUCCUCAUCCCACCUUCCCUUAUUUAUAUCUCUAUUGUUCUUCGGAGGUUUAUUCCUUUUCUUGAUUCUACAGAUUCCAUUAUUCGCCUUUCCAGUUCUUUCUCAUUGGCUUGCUUCGGAUUUUUCUAUGUCCCAUUUUCAUCCAACCCACCGACUUCUUCCUUAAAUAUACCCCUUUUCUCUGUUUCAAUUUUACAAAAUUAAUCUGGGUUUCUUCUGUUAUUUGCGAUGGAUUUCAUUGAUAAUUUUCUGGAUAUUCGAGUGGGAAUGGAUUUGAGGCACUAUGCUGAUGCUUUGGAUCAAGAACGCCGAAAAAUUCAGGUCUUCCAGCGAGAACUUCCCCUCUGUUUGGAGCUUGUCACCAGAGCAAUUGAUUCUUGCCGACAGCAGUUAUCUGGGGUGUCGACAGAGAGCUCUGAGCAUACCUCAAGCGAUGGCCCUGUUUUGGAGGAGUUUAUUCCGAUUAACAAAACUUCUGUGAAUUCCCAUUUUGAAAUUGAAGAUGAAGAACAAUCAAAACCAGAGAGAAAGGAAUUGGGUCGAUUGGAUUGGCUUAAAUCGGCUCAGCUUUGGAAUCAAUCACCGGAUCCUCCCGUUACAGAGGAUGUUGCUAAGGAAACGACGUCGUCGGUUGUUGAGGUCAAACAGAAUGGCGGUGGUGGUGCUUUUCAACCAUUUCAAAAGGAGAAAACAACUCCAUUGAAAACAGAAUCGGCAGUGGUCGUUGGUAAAACGGCCGGUUCUUCUCCGAUUCCAGAGGCGACGACAAGUUCGACGGCGGAAACCGCCUCCAAAGGUGGCGGCGGAACCAGUAAAAGAGAAGAUAAGGAAUCUCAGACUCAAAGAAAACAGAGGCGGUGCUGGUCGUCGGAGUUACACCGGCGAUUCGUUCACGCCCUUCAACAACUUGGCGGUCCUCAUGUUGCUACACCAAAACAGAUCAGAGAGUUAAUGAAGGUCGAUGGGCUCACUAACGAUGAAGUCAAAAGCCAUUUACAGAAAUACCGAUUGCACGCAAGAAGACCAACAAAUUCUGCAAUGCAAGACAGCGGCAGCUCAUCGGCGCCACAGCAAUUCGUGGUGGUCGGAAGCAUAUGGGUUCCGCCACCACCCCCACCGAAAUACACGGUGGCAACGACAGGGAAAGCUAGAAAUGGGAUUUAUGCUCCGGUGGCGACGGCGGUACGACGGCAAACGACGGCAGAGGAAGGGAAGGCGAGUCAUAGCGGGGGAGUGGUUCAGUCAAAUUCGCCGGCGACGUCGUCCUGCACCCAUCCCACCACAACCUCGCCGUCGGCGGUGUAGUUUUUUUUUUUUUUUUUUUUAAUUUUUGUUAAAUGUUUGAGAAAAAGUUUUGUAACUAAAAAUCAAUAUUCAUAAAGCCAUGUGAUGUACAUAAGAUUUUCACGUGAAGUUCUUACUCAUUUUUUGGAUUUCCGG